Suillus bovinus is the source of this 1579-nucleotide messenger RNA. RefSeq lists its product as uncharacterized. The record is from RefSeq and is a predicted model, not a curated record. Gene Ontology annotation, biological process: regulation of transcription by RNA polymerase II. The transcript is spliced from 2 exons. The coding region runs from base 361 to 1230 and encodes 289 amino acids. Lineage: Eukaryota; Fungi; Basidiomycota; Agaricomycetes; Boletales; Suillaceae. Gene Ontology annotation, cellular component: nucleus. Gene Ontology annotation, molecular function: DNA-binding transcription activator activity, RNA polymerase II-specific; RNA polymerase II cis-regulatory region sequence-specific DNA binding.
GCCUCUUUUAUCUCUUGUUUUUGUUCGUCGGUGAGCUCCGGACGUGUGUGCGUGCGUCUCUUGGCUUUCUGAGCGGAAGCAGAAUACAUGGCGAGCGGAUCGAGCGUGACGCUUAGCUCAAACAAUUUGGUGGUGACCGAAUUGACGUCUGUUUGACACGGACGCGUCUAGGACCCCUUGCACCCCUACUAUAAAUGUGAGCGUAAUUUCGUCACGGUCGCGUCCGAGUCGAGUCAGUCAACUUCGUCCUUCUCUGAGUCAUUACAACGACAAAGUCAUUAUAAGUUCUUCUGUAUAAUUGGGAGGCACCGCUAAUACGCCUAUAACAACUCAGGAAUUUUCAGUAGAGCUAUUCAGAAGAUGACUUACUGUUCUCGUUGUGACCGCUCUUUCUACUCCUGGUCUGCCUACCACCAGCACAUCCGAGACUCCUCUAAUCACUGGGAAUGCCAGAGUUGUUCAAUAGACUUUGAAUCUUGGCUAGGGCUCAAAGAACAUUACGUUCAGAGCCCCUACCAUGACUACUGCCAGUAUUGCGACAAACACUUUGACUCCUCGUUUGAGCUACAGGAUCAUUACGAAGACGAGCAUUAUUACUGUGGCUCUUGUGAAAAAGUCUUGAAGAACGCCUUGGGCUUGCACGAGCAUAACCGGCAGAAGCACGCCAACGUGUACUGUGUUCCGUGCAAAAGACUCUUCCAGUCUCCGAGCAACCUUCACUCUCAUUUGAACUCUAGCACACACCGCCCUAAAGACAUCAUCUGCCCCUUCAACGGAUGUGACUUGGGGUUCACUAACAAGUCUGCUCUCAUUCUCCAUCUUGAAUCCGGCUCAUGUCGAUCAGGCGUCAACCGACGCGUCGUUGACAACUGGGUCCGCGCCAAUGACCGCUCUAAUGUCAUUACCAACCCAGCGCGGCUUAUUACUGCUGGUGAACGUGCCAACGUUAAGCUUAUCGCGACAGAGCAGUCGUGGAACGGGGAGGCCUAUGAAUGUGUUCUUUGUCACUCCCAGUUCCGGACUUUGAUGAACUUGAAUCGUCACUUGGACAGCCCUCGCCACCAGGAGAAAGUCUAUCGGUGCCCUCUCAAUACCUGCCAGAAGCACUUCGCCUCCCUUAGUGGGCUGUGUCAGCACAUCGAGAGUGAGCGUUGUGGCGUGACCAAGUUCAGGGCAGUCCAAGACGCCAUGAACGAUCUCUUCGCCGGCGUCGCCCGCAUCACAUUGUAAAGUUCUACAUGACGAUUGAAGGUCCAAAAGCUAUACUGGAUACUUCUUAUUCAGCCCUCGUGUUGUCUGCGUUCCUUCACAUGCCACAUCCACAUGGUUUCAUCACAGAUAAUCAGUUCUAUUCUUCUACUAUACAUUUUUCAUUCUUCAACCAGGAGCACUGCCUUACCCGUUACAAGUCACUAUCUGCGUGCCUUAACAUCCCUAUUGAUAAAUCGAUGAUGAUACUUUUUGACGACUCUGGCCAAAGCAGGUUUUCUGUUCUCCCUCAGUUGUAUACUAUAGUCAUACCUUACAUACGUUCUUAUUUUCCGCGUUUCAAUUGCGCCAUAAGUGAAUCAAAUCGAAG